AUGGAAAUUUUAAAUUUUCCAAAAUCACCAGAAAUCCAUCGCGUUUACGGGGGAAAACCACGUCGUCUCAUUGACACACUAAAAAAUAUUUUCAAAAAGUCGAAAAAAAAUGGCAACUCGCUUGAAAAUGAAAUAACACCCGAGUCAACAAAACUAAACACUCUUCUCGAAUCACUGUCAUACAUAAUUGAUCCUGGCGCAGAAGACCAACAUUAUUUAGCCAAAAUAGAAACAUGUAUUCAGGCAACUACAUCGAAUCGCAAAACAUUAUCUCGAGUAUAA
Ambispora gerdemannii is the source of this 282-nucleotide messenger RNA. The record is from the annotation of a GenBank genome assembly. Lineage: Eukaryota; Fungi; Glomeromycota; Glomeromycetes; Archaeosporales; Ambisporaceae.